Messenger RNA from Hirundo rustica (Barn swallow), 1980 nucleotides. It is a transcript of the gene NOX1, whose product is annotated as NADPH oxidase 1. Gene Ontology annotation, cellular component: NADPH oxidase complex; plasma membrane. Bases 1 to 1707 code for a protein of 568 amino acids. Lineage: Eukaryota; Metazoa; Chordata; Aves; Passeriformes; Hirundinidae. Gene Ontology annotation, biological process: superoxide anion generation; defense response. The record is from RefSeq and is a predicted model, not a curated record. The transcript has 13 exons. Gene Ontology annotation, molecular function: superoxide-generating NAD(P)H oxidase activity.
AUGGGCAACUGGCUGGUCAACCACUGGUUCUCAGCCGCCGUCCUCGUGAGCUGUGACUUUCCCCCACAGGCAGCCUGGCUGGGCAUCAACAUCUUCCUCUUCACCUACUACUUUCUGUUCUUUGACCGGGACGAGCGGUAUUUCUACACCAGGGCCAUCCUCGGGUCUGCCUUGGCGUGGGCUCGAGCAUCGGCCAAGUGCCUCAACUUCAACAGCAUGCUGAUCCUGCUGCCCGUCUGCCGCAACCUGCUCUCCUUCCUCCGUGGGACCUGCUCGUGCUGCAGGCGGACGUUGCGGAAGCAGCUGGACCACAACCUCACCUUCCACAAGCUGGUGGCCUAUGCAAUGGCCCUGCUCACAGCUGUGCAUACCAUCGCCCACCUCUUCAACCUGGAGCGCUACAACCAGAGCCAACAAGCCACCGACGGCAGCCUCCCUGCUGUCCUCUCCAAGAUGCACCUGCAGGAUAGCAAGUGGCUGAACCCCAUCCACUCCAACCAGACUACCGUCGAGUACGUGGCUUUCACGACCAUCCCGGGGCUGACGGGGGUGAUCAUCACGCUGGCGCUCAUCCUCAUGGUCACGUCCUCCACUGAGUUCAUCCGCAGGAACUACUUUGAGCUCUUCUGGUACACACACCACCUCUUCCUCGUCUACUUCGCCGGCCUCGUCAUCCACGGCAUCGCUGGGCUGGUGCGCGGGCAGACGGAGCAGAGCAUGGCAGAGGUGCACCCCUAUCACUGCGCCGAGUACCUCACACAGCGCGAACAGAACUGCACCCACUCCUGCUGCAAAGACCCCGAGUUUGGGAGCAUCCCUGCCGAGUCCUGGAAGUGGGUUCUUGCCCCCAUCAUCCUCUAUGUCUUUGAGCGGAUCCUGCGGGUCUGGCGUGCGCAGCAGAAGGUGGUUGUCACCAAGGUGGUCAUGCACCCUGCCCGCGUGCUGGAGCUGCAGAUGCAGAAGAAGGGCUUCUGCAUGGAGGUGGGGCAGUACAUCUUUGUCAACUGCCCCACCAUCUCCCCGCUGGAGUGGCACCCCUUCACCCUCACCUCGGCACCAGAGGAGGACUUCUUCUCCAUCCACGUCCGGGCGGCUGGCGACUGGACAGAGCGUCUCAUCGACACCUUCCAAGUGGAGACACCCAGGAUUGAGGUGGAUGGUCCCUUUGGCACGGCCAGCGAAGACGUGUUCCAGUACGAGGUGGCCAUGCUGGUCGGAGCGGGAAUCGGCGUCACCCCCUUCGCCUCCAUCCUCAAGUCCAUCUGGUACAAGUUCCAGCAGGCUGACCAGACCCUCAAGACCAAGAAGAUCUACUUCUACUGGCUCUGCCGGGACACAGGAGCCUUUGCCUGGUUUAAUGACCUGCUUGCCUCACUGGAGCAGAAGAUGGCCGAGUCGGGCAAGGCAGACUUCCUCACCUACCGUCUCUUCCUCACUGGCUGGGACACCAGCAUCGCCAACAACGUGGCGCUCCACUUCGACACCGCUACGGACACAGUGACGGGCCUCAGGCACAAAACCAUCUUCGGGCGGCCCAUGUGGAACACAGAGUUUGCAGCGGUGGCUGCAGCCCACCCCAGGUCGGUGGUCGGUGUGUUCCUCUGUGGGCCGCAGGCCCUGGCAAAGAGCCUGCAGAAGUCUUGUCACCAGCACUCCAGCCUGGACCCCAGGAAGGUCAAAUUCUACUUCAACAAGGAAAAUUUUUAAGCGGCAGCGAGGCUGGCGCCCCAGCAGGCAGGGACCUCGAGUGUAUUGCCUCAAGCCUUUUCUGUGAGGGGAUAAGCAUCUGUGCAUGCACUGAAGGCAGGCAAGACACAGCAAGGUGCUCCGUCUCCAUGAGAAAUUCCAGGUUCAAAGACCGCUGCCUGCCUUUCCUGGCGUACAACGGGUCCUCAUGGAGCAAGUGGCCCCGUAGCUCCACCCAGUCCCCUUACUGGGAAACCAAAGGCUCCCUCUGUGAUGCUGCUGGAGCAGCAGGAA